Molecule: messenger RNA, 873 nt
Organism: Aspergillus chevalieri
Lineage: Eukaryota; Fungi; Ascomycota; Eurotiomycetes; Eurotiales; Aspergillaceae
Gene: pdx1
Product: putative pyruvate dehydrogenase complex component Pdx1
Exons: 2
Coding region: 1-873 (290 amino acids)
Biological process (GO): pyruvate decarboxylation to acetyl-CoA
Cellular component (GO): pyruvate dehydrogenase complex
Molecular function (GO): dihydrolipoyllysine-residue acetyltransferase activity
Source: RefSeq, a predicted model, not a curated record
AUGGCUUCCAAUUUCCCUGCACGCCAAAUCCCCGCCAUGUUCGCCAGACGGCAACAGCCCACCAGAGUACACAGCGCCGCCAGACGCUUCGCAUCCACCACCGUCCAGACCCAAAACCCCGCCUACCCCCUCUACCCAUCCGUCACCCAACUCCUCCACGAAAAGGGCAUCCCCGACUCCGAAAUCUCCAAGAUCCCGGCAUCUGGCCCCAAGGGCCGUCUCCUAAAGGGCGACGUUCUCGCCUAUCUCGGCUCCAUCCCAGCAGACUACCCCUCCACCCAAGCCGCCCGCAUAGACAAGCUCGCCCACCUCGACCUGAGCAACAUCAAGAUCGCAGCACCCCCAGCGCCCAAGCCGGAGCCCGUCCCCGAGAAAAUGGAAGCCCCCGCACCGCCGCCGACGACCUCCGUCGCGUUAUCGAUUUCGCUCUCAGCCGUCUUGUCCGUGCAGAGGAAGAUUAAGGAGAGUUUGGGGAUUACGGUCCCGCUGUCGGAGUUUUUGGCGAGGGCUACGGAUCUGGCGAAUGAGGAGCUACCGCGCUCGGCUGCGCAGAAGCCCUCUGCUGAUGAGCUUUUUGAUGAGAUUCUCGGUGGUGAGCCGGUUACUACCUCCCGGGGUGACUAUAUCCCCGAGUUGAAUGAGGUUGAUGCCCCGGUUGCGCGGGCCCAGCCUGUCCAGGAAGACCUUAUUGACUUCCUUGCCGGAAAGGUUUCUAAGAAGUCCUCCUCUUCGCGGGUAGUAUCGCCCGUUGAGGAGCCGGCUGCCAAUGUAUUCAGCUUGACGGUUCCGGUUAGCGAGGAGAAGAGGGCGAAGGCUUUCUUGGACCGGGUUGAGACGCUCUUGACCGUUGAGCCUGGCCGUUUGGUUAUUUAA